Aplosporella prunicola CBS 121167 is the source of this 839-nucleotide messenger RNA. RefSeq lists its product as uncharacterized. The record is from RefSeq and is a predicted model, not a curated record. Bases 338 to 793 code for a protein of 151 amino acids. Lineage: Eukaryota; Fungi; Ascomycota; Dothideomycetes; Botryosphaeriales; Aplosporellaceae. The transcript is spliced from 2 exons.
GCUUGCUGCUCUGCUCUGCUCUGCUCUGCUCUGCUCUGCUCUGCUCUGUGCUAGCUAGUUUCAAGAUGGCCGGCACCUGUAUACAAUACCUACCUAAAUAGCUAGCCAGCCACACGGAACACGAAACACGCGGGCUCUCUCAGUCUCUCGUUCUCUUGGAAGUGGAGGCAGAGCCAGAGCCAGUGAGACAGGCUGAGCUAAGGUUCUCCUCCCACGUGCUGCGUGUUGCUUGCAACUUCCCCUGGGACUAGUGGCUAGUAGCCAGUCGCUUUAGAGCAUAGCGCUACCUAGGUCUGCUUCACUGUCAUGGCGGGGUCGAUGUACGCGUUGGCGAGGAAUGGGUUCGGUGCUGAUCCUGGUGCGCUGGGGACGGAGACGAUGGUUGCGUUGUUUCAGGUUUGUUGGCCGCUUUAUGGGGUUGUGUGGGUUGAUUGUUUGCCCAGGCUACUAUUUGGGGAGAGCUGAGCUAUACCGUCACAUCUAUGUACGGUCCGAUCUUGAUGGACGCACCAUAGUCCACUUAGUGAUUGGCAACAGGUUCUUCCGGCUCUGCAUUUGCUGCUCCUACCUGCGCCUAACACCCACCCUCUGGCACAUCCGGGUACUCCACGUCGUCAUGAUCAUCACGACGCUCUACUCCGUCUUCUACUUCUUCCUCAUGCUCAACCAAUGCUCGCCUAUCUCCUUCUUCUGGACGCAGUUCAACGACCACACAACCGGGCGCUGUCUCUCUGCUCCAAUCGUCAUCGGCGCCACAUGCGCCCACAACGCCGUCUCCGCCGCAGGCGACUAGAUCCUGAACUGCCUGCCGUUGCUGCUGAUCCUGCCGUCGACGCUCG